Molecule: messenger RNA, 1053 nt
Organism: Trichosurus vulpecula (common brushtail)
Lineage: Eukaryota; Metazoa; Chordata; Mammalia; Diprotodontia; Phalangeridae
Product: beta-1,3-galactosyltransferase 2-like
Exons: 1
Coding region: 1-1053 (350 amino acids)
Cellular component (GO): membrane
Molecular function (GO): N-acetyl-beta-D-glucosaminide beta-(1,3)-galactosyltransferase activity
Source: RefSeq, a predicted model, not a curated record
AUGAAGCUGACCAGGAGGUGGCUGGUGCUGGGGACUCUCCUUAGCACAGCCUUUGUGGGGCUGCUGGUACUGCUGGUGGGUCAAUUUGUAGAUUUCCAGACUCCUUCUGUGGAUUUGAAGCCCUUUGUCUCUACAGAGCCAGCUGGGGAAACUUCGAGUCUUCCUCUAAGGAAGUUUGAGUGGCAGGCUCGGACACCACAUCCCUUGGACCUGAAGUACCCUUAUCCCUACCCCUUCCUGAUCAACCAUCCUGACAAGUGUGAGAGUCCUGGAGGUGCCCCCUUCCUGCUCAUGCUGGUGAUGACCCGGCCCCAGGAUGUGGCGGUGCGCCAAGCCAUCCGGGAAACAUGGGGCAAUGAAACUUUGGUUCCUGGUGUGAUCAUCCGCUGCCUCUUUGUUCUUGGUCUGCCCCCACCUCUUUUCGCCAAGGAACUUCAUACUCUCCUAGAAGAAGAGGACAGGGAGCAUGGUGAUCUCCUCCAGGUGGGCUUCCUGGAUACAUACCACAACUUGACUCUCAAGGUCCUCAUGGGGCUGGAAUGGAUGGCCCAGUACUGUCCCACUGCCCACUAUGUCCUCAAGGUGGAUGCUGAUGUAUUUCUAAACCCCAGCUUUCUGGUAUGGCAGGUGCUUCAGCCCAAUGGACCCCCACGGCCUGACUUUAUCACAGGUUACAUCUACAGAAAUUCAGGCCCUCUUCGGAAUCCAGCUUACAAGUGGUACAUGCCCCCAGAGGUGUACUUGCCGGACAAAUACCCCCCCUACUGUGCGGGUCCUGGCUAUGUUCUGUCUGGACCCUUAGCCCUCAGGGUUCUGGCUGUGGCCCAGACUCUCAAGGUCAUCUACUUAGAGGAUGUCUUUGUGGGCUUGUGCCUACAGCAGCUGGGGGUGAAACCCACUCCUUCUCCCCCCCAAGUCUUCCAGAUGUUUCCACUACAGUAUGAACACUGUGCCUUCCACCGACUUGCCCUGGUUCACAAAUUCCAGCCCCAGGAGCUGCUGCAAAUUUGGCCAGAUUUCCAGAGAGUCAAUAUGACCUGCCCCACGGCCUGA